Molecule: messenger RNA, 1474 nt
Organism: Canis lupus familiaris (dog)
Lineage: Eukaryota; Metazoa; Chordata; Mammalia; Carnivora; Canidae
Gene: CD320
Product: CD320 molecule
Exons: 5
Coding region: 444-1184 (246 amino acids)
Biological process (GO): receptor-mediated endocytosis involved in cholesterol transport; cholesterol homeostasis
Cellular component (GO): plasma membrane
Molecular function (GO): protein binding
Source: RefSeq, a predicted model, not a curated record
CUGCCCCUGGGCCUAAUGAUCUUGGAGGCCCGCUCCGGGGUUCCCAGAGGCAGCCGGGCGGGGUAGAGCGACCUCUGUAGGCACAGGUGACCCGGGCUCUCAGCUCUGAGCUCAGGUUCACUCACUUGCCCCUUUCCUGCAUGAUGCCGCCUUACCUGGGCUCCUGCCUCACCCCUUGCACCUCCGCAGGCUGAAUGUUCCUGGGCCCUUUAAGGAGGCAGGACUCACUAACCAAGGACCAGAGUCUACAAGUGGGCUCUGUCCUCAGGACACUGAGGGAGGGACUCUUGGUGUGCUCCUCGUACGGGGGAGGGAACUGAGGCUGGGAGGGAAAGGCACUGGUCGCUUCAGCUCCUGUCUGACCCCCCAGCCCUGUGAGGCCUGGUCUGCUGUGCUCUGCUCCCACUUUCAGGAAGAGCGUACACUCCAGGGAGGGAGGUGUGAUGUUGGCAGGGCCGGGAGUGGCUAGGCCUGGAGAGGAAGCUGCGCCCAGACCGCCAGACCCCCGCGGGCAGGGAAGGAAGCCAGAUCCAGGCUCGUGCCCACCUGCCAGCUUCCAGUGCCGCACCAGUGGCUUCUGUGUGCCCCUCACCCUGCGCUGCGACGGUGACGAGGACUGCCCCGACGGCAGCGAUGAGGAUGAGUGCAGGAUCAAGCCUUGUGCCCAGGACGGAGAGUGCCUGCCAGUCACUGGCAGCCCCUGCCCUUGUGACAACAUCGAUGACUGCCGAGAUGGCAUCGUGGACAACGUUUACAACUGCAGUUACCAGCCCUGCCCGGCGGGCGAGCUCCGCUGCCUGCGAGGCGGUGCCUGCAUCCCACACACCUGGCUCUGCGACGGCCACGGCGACUGUCCCGGCUCCAGUGACGAGCUUGGCUGUGGAACUGAGACUCUCCAGGAUAAGGCUGCCACGUCCAUAGGGACCUCUGUGACCCCAGACGAUGUCACCUCUCUCUGGAAUGCCACAGCCAUCCCUGUUGAGGACCAGGACUCAGUCCAGGCUGGAAACCGAAGUGCUUGUGGGGUUAUCGCAGCUGCAGUGGUGCUCAGCGUCGGCGUAGCUGCCAUCUCCCUGUUCGUCUUGUCCCGGCUCCGUGCCCAGGGGCGCCUGUACCCGCUGGGGCUGCUCAUGGUCAUGAAGGAGUCUCUGCUGCUGUCAGAGAGGAAGACCUCGCUGCUCUGAGGACGAGCUCGUGCCACCACGGACGGCUCCUGGGCCCUAAGCACGGCCGCUACAGGGACAUGUCCAUUGGUGGCAGCAGCGCACAGCCACUGGCCCCUCAGCCCUCAGAUGUGGGUCCUUCUGGCUGUGCAGCACCUCAGACUUCAGCUCUUGCAGCUGCAGCCCUGGACACUGGGGGUGCUGGGACCCCCCGCAGAGGCAGGCGGCCUGGCACUGAGGGGCUGGCCCCAUGCUCAGACACUCCUGCUGCUCCCAUGUGAAGGUGGGGAUUAAAGUCACUUCACAUCCUC